GAUGACCGGUAAGGGGAUCUUAACCCUUGACUUGGUGUUGUCAGCACCACGCUCCCCCAGCAGAUCCACAGACCAGCAUGGCUGCCACUGCUGCCGUCAGUCCCAGUGACUACCUGCAGCCCGCUGCCUCCACCACCCAGGACUCCCAGCCAUCUCCCUUAGCCCUGCUUGCUGCAACAUGUAGUAAAAUUGGUCCCCCAGCUGUUGAAGCUGCUGUGACACCUCCUGCUCCCCCCCAGCCCACACCACGGAAACUCGUCCCUAUCAAACCUGCCCCUCUCCCUCUCAGUCCCAGCAAGAAUAGCUUUGGAAUCUUGUCCUCCAAAGGAAAUAUCCUUCAGAUUCAGGGGUCGCAACUGAGCACCUCCUAUCCUGGAGGGCAGCUAGUGUUCGCUAUCCAGAAUCCCACCAUGAUCAACAAAGGGACCCGAUCAAAUGCCAACAUCCAGUACCAGGCAGUCCCUCAGAUUCAGGCGAGCAGUUCCCAGACCAUCCAAGUGCAGCCCAAUCUCACCAACCAGAUCCAGAUCAUCCCUGGCACCAACCAAGCCAUCAUCACCCCCUCACCGUCCAGUCACAAGCCUGUCCCCAUCAAGCCAGCUCCCGUCCAAAAGUCAAGCACAACCACUACCCCUGUGCAGAGUGGGGCCAAUGUGGUGAAGCUGACAGGUGGGGGCGGCAACGUCACGCUCACUCUGCCUGUCAACAACCUGGUGAAUGCCAGCGACGCCGGAGCCCCCACUCAGCUCCUCACUGAAAGCCCCCUGACCCCACUGUCUAAGACUAACAAGAAAGUGAGGAAGAAGAGCCUGCCUGCCUCCCAGCCCUCUGUGGCUGUGGCUGAGCAGGUGGAGACGGUGCUGAUUGAGACCACUGCAGACAACAUCAUCCAGGCAGGAAACAACCUGCUCAUUGUUCAGAGUCCUGGCGCAGGCCAACCAGCUGUGGUCCAGCAGGUGCAGGUGGUGCCCCCCAAGGCCGAGCAGCAGCAGGUGGUGCAGAUCCCCCAGCAGGCUCUGCGGGUGGUGCAAGCAGCAUCCGCCACCCUCCCCACCGUCCCCCAGAAGCCCUCCCAGAACUUUCAAAUCCAGGCGGCUGAGACGACGCCAAUCAGCUCACUCCUGGAGACGCUCCCACCCGCCUCAUUCCCCUGGGACCACCGAGUCCUCCUGACCCUCAGUGCUUCCGAUGUAUCAGUAACUUCCCCAGACCCCCUGCUCCAGGCCUCCCUGCUGCGUACGCAUUAG
Cynocephalus volans (Philippine flying lemur) is the source of this 1247-nucleotide messenger RNA. Its product is annotated as transcription factor Sp2-like. The record is from RefSeq and is a predicted model, not a curated record. Lineage: Eukaryota; Metazoa; Chordata; Mammalia; Dermoptera; Cynocephalidae. Bases 78 to 1247 code for a protein of 389 amino acids. The transcript is spliced from 4 exons.